This is a messenger RNA of Pipistrellus kuhlii (Kuhl's pipistrelle), 924 nucleotides long. It is a transcript of the gene IFT43, whose product is annotated as intraflagellar transport 43. NCBI's taxonomy places the organism in Eukaryota, Metazoa, Chordata, Mammalia, Chiroptera, Vespertilionidae. The coding region runs from base 83 to 652 and encodes 189 amino acids. The record is from RefSeq and is a predicted model, not a curated record. Gene Ontology annotation, biological process: intraciliary retrograde transport. The transcript has 9 exons. Gene Ontology annotation, cellular component: intraciliary transport particle A; cilium.
UCGGGGCGGAAGGGCGGGGCCGUCGUCAGGGACGCCGAGGGGCCGCUAGGUUUCCAGGAAGUGACGUCAGGCGGCCGUGGCGAUGGAGGACGUGCUGGACCUGGGCGAGGAGCGGCGCCGUGGCCCGGCCACCUCCGAGCCCAAGAUGGGUCGCCGAGCUCAGCAGGAGUCAGCUCAAGCCGAGAAUAACCUCAGUGGCAAGAAUUCUUCGAUUCUGAUUGGAGAGGAUCCCCCUCCCAAACCACCCCGCCGCAGGCAAGGAGGCUGGGCCGAUGAUUCCAUGAAGGCUUCCAAGUCAGGAAGGAGGGCUUUUGAAGACGCAGAAGAUCAUCGCCUCAGACCAAAGAGCCUGGAUGGAUCAGAUGACGGAGGAGAUAUUCCUGUCAUUCCGGAUCUGGAAGAAGUUCAGGAAGAAGACUUUGUGUUGCAGGUGGCAGCCCCUCCCAGCGUCCAGGUAAACCGGGUGAUGACCUACCGUGACCUGGACAAUGACCUCAUGAAGUGCGCAGCCUUUCAGACCCUGGAUGGAGUGAUCGACUUGAAGCUCCUCACCAAAGUACUUGCGCCAGAACAGGAAGUUCGGGAAGAGGACGUCGGCUGGGACUGGGACCAUCUGUACACUGAGGUGUCCUCAGAGCUUCUCACCGAGUGAGACCUGCUGCAGGCACAGGAGGAGGACCCCGUGGGACAGUCUGCACACACCUGAGCCCUUGGGGCAACAGACCACUCUCUGCACAGAAUAACCUCCGCUUUGGACUUUUUAAAGUCCACUUUGGACUUUUUAAAAAAUUCAAUAAGCCUAAAACUAAAAAAGCUUGCAAAGAGCUUAGAAUUUUCAUAUGGAAUAUUUUGUAAUAAAAAUACUUAUUUUCAGGAGACUGCAUUGAUCUUUCAGUUGUAAUAAAUUGCUUUUUUCUUUUAAAA